UGAUCACGUUUGAAAUUGCGACAAUACCCCUGUGCGUAGUCUCUAACUGUUAGCUGUCAGUUGCAGCUUCCCUCUAUUUGCCGCUUAAAAAGCAGUUACAAAGUGACACUCUGCCUCCAACCUUCUCUCAAUCUCUCUGCAAAUUCUGCAUCGCCCAUUUCUUCUUUACUUCUACAAUGGCGAAGCUCAACUUAGAUGGCAAAGAGAUCAAACCCCUAAAAAUCUGCGUGAUUGGCGAUGGCGACUUCAUUGGAGCAUGCCUCUGCGAGAAGAUCAUAUAUGAUUCCCCUCACCAGGUCACCCUUAUGGAUGAAUCUCACAAGAUCAAGCAUCUCUUUGGCGGUAAUGCCGCACGGAUCGACCGCUUUUCUUACUUAAAUAUCGACGUCCCCGCUGAUGUAGCUCGCCUUCAGCCAGUUCUGGAUGCCGCCGAUAUUCUUAUCAAUAUUCCGGCAGUUUGCCUUCCAGCUGAUUACAGUACCAGGACAUUUGAUACAAUUAAAAGCAACUUCCUUGAUGUAGUUCCACUGAUUGAAUACUGUAGUGAGAAAAACAAACGUCUCAUUCAUUUGUCUAGCUCUGAAGUUUAUGGAAAGACUACUGCGGGCUAUUUGCUAAAAGACGAUCCUCUUCGAAAGGACCCCAAAUUUUAUGUUCUCAAAGAAGAUGAGUCCCCAUGUAUCUUAGGCUCAAUUGAUAAACGAAGAUGGUCCUACGCCUGUGCGCAGCAAUUGACUGAAAGGCUAAUAUCUGCUGAGGGUGAUGAGCAUGGCCUUGAGUAUACCAUUGUAAGAGCUUUCAACUGGGUCGGUCCAAGAAUGGACUUUAUUCCUGGCGUUGAUGGCCCAUGUAACGGAGUCCCAACUGUUUUAACUUCCUUCAGUAAUAGUCUCUUGCGUCGAGAGCCACUCAAACUUGUUGAUGGUGGAUAUUAUCUAAGAACUUUUUGCUUUAUUGAGGAUGCAAUGGUAGCUCUUCUUCUAAUGAUUGAUAACCCAGAAAGGGCAAAUGGGCAGAUAUUCAAUGUGGGCAAUCCAAACACUGAGAUUUCAAUCAAAGAACUAGCAAACCUGAUGAUACGGGUGCAUGCAAAGUUUAACAGAGAGCCUCGUUCUAACUAUUCAACAGUCGCUGUGAGCUCCGAGGUUUUCUAUGGUAAAGGCUAUGAUGACUGUGAUAGGCGUAUUCCUGACAUGACUAUUAUUAACAGGCAACUUGGCUGGAAACCAAAGUUCACUCUUCAAGAAAUCGUGGAAGUUUUUCUUAUAUAUCAACAUAAAACUUAUUCCAAGAGUGAGAGAUCUUCAAAUCGAGCUUCUUGAGCCCUUUCUCGGUUCAUACAGACAAUCCAAUCUUUUGUCAUACAAAAACUACACUAUUAUAAGAGGCAGUUGUGAGAAAUACAAUCACUACAGCCGUGGCAUAUUAAACUUCACAAACAUAAAAGUAGAAAUUCAUCAUGCUCCUGUUCUUAGUCUAAAAUGAAAUGCUUAGACAAUGUAUGAAAGAAUUCAUUUUCAGGUUGACAUAACAGUAAAUCUAAAGUUCACUUUUUCUCGUUGAUGGAUAUUUCAGUAGCAUAUCAAUGUUUAAUUGUUACUGUGAUUGCAGAAAUUUCUGAUCCAGUCUGACAGAAUUUUCAUA
This is a messenger RNA of Manihot esculenta (cassava), 1644 nucleotides long. Its product is annotated as UDP-D-apiose/UDP-D-xylose synthase 2. Bases 177 to 1322 code for a protein of 381 amino acids. The transcript has 9 exons. The record is from RefSeq and is a predicted model, not a curated record. NCBI's taxonomy places the organism in Eukaryota, Viridiplantae, Streptophyta, Magnoliopsida, Malpighiales, Euphorbiaceae.